CUUGAGAUGAUCUAAUAGCAUCUCCAAACUAAUCCACUGUGAAAGAUGAGUAGAUUCUCAGUUCUCUCAUUUCUAAUUCUCGCAAUCUUCCUUGGAGGUUCUAUUGUCAAAGGCGAUGUUAGCUUUCGUUUGUCGGGUGCUGAUCCUAGAUCCUAUGGGAUGUUCAUCAAAGAUUUGAGGAAUGCUCUUCCAUUUCGAGAGAAAGUGUACAAUAUACCUCUCUUACUUCCUUCCGUUUCAGGAGCAGGACGAUACUUACUAAUGCAUCUCUUCAAUUACGACGGAAAAACCAUCACAGUGGCCGUAGAUGUAACAAACGUUUACAUUAUGGGCUAUCUUGCCGAUACAACAUCCUACUUUUUUAACGAGCCUGCUGCUGAAUUAGCUUCUCAAUAUGUAUUCCGAGACGCUAGGAGGAAGAUUACACUUCCAUAUUCUGGCAAUUACGAAAGGCUUCAAAUUGCUGCAGGCAAGCCAAGAGAAAAAAUCCCCAUUGGACUCCCAGCGUUGGAUAGUGCAAUAAGCACCUUGCUGCAUUAUGACUCCACAGCUGCCGCUGGGGCACUGCUUGUACUCAUUCAGACCACUGCGGAGGCUGCGAGAUUUAAGUAUAUUGAGCAACAAAUUCAAGAAAGAGCUUACAGAGACGAGGUCCCGAGUCUAGCAACUAUAAGUUUAGAAAACAGUUGGUCUGGUCUCUCCAAACAAAUCCAGUUAGCGCAGGGCAAUAAUGGAAUAUUUAGAACUCCUAUUGUGCUUGUGGAUAACAAAGGAAAUCGAGUCCAGAUAACCAACGUUACUUCAAAAGUUGUAACCUCCAACAUACAGUUAUUGUUAAACACACGAAAUAUUGCAGAGGGUGACAACGGCGAUGUUUCUACAACACAUGGCUUUUCGAGCUACUAGAAUGCCCUAAAGAUGGUGAAUAUGGAAAAUAUGUUACAACUUUGAGGUAGCAACUACAACUCCACUUGAAGAAUAAUGUUCCUUCGAUGCUUUGUAAGUGUGUUUUAUUUCCCUUUAUCAAUAAAAAAGUGUGGAGCCUUUUAAUGCUUUCAA
This is a messenger RNA of Momordica charantia (bitter melon), 1059 nucleotides long. Lineage: Eukaryota; Viridiplantae; Streptophyta; Magnoliopsida; Cucurbitales; Cucurbitaceae. The record is from RefSeq and is a predicted model, not a curated record.